AUGCUGGAAUCUAAAAUAGACAUGAUGGAGCAACAGGUCAGGCAGUCUAAUAUAGAAAUUGUCAACCUCCCAGAACGUCGUGAUGAAAAUUUGAUAGCUGUACUUCAAAACAUUGGCUCAAUUAUUAAGCACCCUAUUAAUCCUGCCGACAUAGUAUCAGUGCACAGAGUGCCGCAUAUGGAUAAAAAAAAUCCCCACCCGAAAAAUGUCAUCGUGAAAUUCUCCACCAAAAUAAUACGGGAUAACGUGAUUGCUGCUGCGCGGGUAGUAAAAAGUGUCAAAUCAGAUCAACUACUGAUAUCAGACAUACAAAGUAAACAUAAAAUGACUAGUACUAAAGUUGUUCCUCACAUUGAUCGUGAAUUAGAUUUAUCGAAUACAGGAAGAGGAGUAUGGCUUGUUAAAGUGCCUAAAUAUAUAGCUAAUAAAUGGGAAAAGGCACCUGGGAACAUCGAAGUGGGAAAGUUAAAAAUUUCACGAGUAUCAGGACAGCGAGCUCAAGUACAACUUUCUCUUUCACAGAAACAGAACAGAAAGAAAUAA
Molecule: messenger RNA, 543 nt
Organism: Parnassius apollo (apollo)
Lineage: Eukaryota; Metazoa; Arthropoda; Insecta; Lepidoptera; Papilionidae
Source: the annotation of a GenBank genome assembly